UUAUAGUGCUGCAGAUAAAAUGGCAGCGUAUUUAAUAUUUAUUUUGUGUAUACCUUUGGCAAUUAGUGCUAAAGGAGUGACCCUAGUGAUAGAUACUACAAAUUCUAUGAGAGAAGAAAUGGAUAUAAUAAAAUCGAACAUCAAAAUAGCAUUACGUGGAAUUCGUGAUGUGGAUUAUGAAUUCAUGUUGUUACCGUUUAGCGAUCCUGAAGAUAUAGGUCAUCUGGUUGGUCUAAUGGCGUCAUCUGGUCGUGAUUUAAUGGGCCUAAUAGAUUUAAUGGAAGCGACUGGAGGUCACGAUUGUCCAGAAAAAUCCCUAACAGCUUUAGAAAUGGCAUUACAACGGAGCAAGUCAAGCUCUUAUAUAUUUCUUUUCACAGACGCUAGACCUGAAGAUACUAAUAAGUUGGGUGCAAUAGAAACUUUAUGUAGAAGUCAACAAAGUCAGGUAUUCAUAUUCCUAAGUGACAAAUGCGACCCAGCCGACAAUUUCGACAUUUUCCACGGGGUGGCAAAGUCUUGCGCCGGUGCAGUUUAUUACUUCGAUCUAUCGAGUUUACGCAGUGCCUUUACAUACAUGAAGGAAAUCAUGAGAACUGAUUGGACCGAAAUGCGAACUCGCGAGGAAAUUUAUGGAAACAAACGGUUUUCGUUUUCUGUGGAUGCUUAUACUUCGGCUAUUAUGAUCGGCGUGUCAGGAGAUUAUCCAGAUUUGCAAAUUUUAAAUAAUUUCGAGCAAAACACAAACAUUGAACAUGUUAUAAGCACAAGGCAUGCAAAGGUUCUUCUCAUAGUGGACCCACCGAAAGGAGAUUAUUUUGUUGAGGCCCAAUGCAGGGGGUAUGCUGUCGUCACAUUUCUAGCACAUACAGAGUUGCAAUUCAAAUAUGGAUUUUCUCCGAAAUCUCCCAGAAGUCUCAAUGAAACCUCUAAUAGACCUCUACCGGGUACUACCAGUUAUAUCUUACUGGAGCUGCCAGACACAUCCAUGCAAUUAACUAGUGUAGAAGUACAUAUUAUUAAAACGAAUGAAAUAAAGACGUUAAAAUUGGAACAAAAUGAUGUAAAUAAGGGAUUAUACAUGGCAACACAUUUGUUUGAACCAGGAAAGUCGUUCAGACUAGCUUUAAGGGGCUCGCUACAAUCAAAUGGACAAAGUAUUAAAGGCCUUACAAAGAAUCUGGACCCUCAACAUCCAGAAAUGGUCACAGAAUGGAUUCCUCCAGAUACAGAAAUAAUCGAUCCAGAUUUUAUUCUGCUGGAUUUUGGUCGGAAUGCUACUUUCGCCUGUAAAGUUGAAAGUUUUCCCAGUCCUGAUGUCUGGUGGGAAAACGAUCAGGGUGAAAAACUACCUUCAGAAACAGUCCUUCUCGAAAUCCCUUCUACAUACAUUAGUUAUGUGAAAAUAGAUAACGCAACAAGAAAUGGAACUGUUUCAUGCAAGGCAAAGAACGCAGUGGACACAGCUGAAAACUCUAUUGAGGUUUUCAUCAAUAGAACCUUUACAUUUGAAGUCCUGCAAUAUCCUACAGAUAUAACAGUGGAAUACGGAGAAGAAGGUAGACUGCUUUGCGAAGUAAAUGCUUAUCCAGAAGCAGAGAUAAAAUGGUACCAUAAUGGAACAGAAGUUCAAGGAAAUGAUGAUAUAGAAUUGAUACCGGAUGAACAUUUGUUAUUGAUAAAAGAGAUGACUUUGAACAAUACGGGCGAAUACGUUUGUGAAAUACGAAAUGAUGCGGAGUUUAGAAGCUUUGGAGCUAAAGUAUAUAUUACUGGUUUAGAUGCACCGGAAAUUAAAUUACUAGAUAGUGAAAUAGUUUUAAAACCAGGUGAUUGGACUCAACAGGAGUGCACUGUUCUUAAAGGAAAACCGGAGCCCAAAAUAACGUGGAAGUACAAAGUGGAAAAUGAUUAUGAUUAUUUAGACAUACCUGAUGGCGUUCAUGUUGAAGAAAAUAUUAUAAAAAUACCAUCGGCUCAAACUUUCCAUGCUGGUGUUUUUGUAUGUGAAGCGACGAACAUAAUGGGUGUAGAUAGUCAACAAGUUACUAUUAGAGUACAGUUCCCACCAAAAAUAAGGAAUAAGGAUGAAAAUGUGAUAGCCAAGCAAGGAGAUCUAGUAGCUCUGUCUUGUGAUGUGGAUGCUGUUCCCGACGCUCAAGUACACUGGGAUAUGUACCAGGAUGACGUCAUAAUAUCCUUCGACGACGGGCACUACACAGAUGAUAGAAACACGCACAGGUUUACAGCAAAAGCUAAUGACUCUGGCAUGUACCAUUGUAUCGCAGAAAACUCUAUGGGAAAAGCGAUACGUACUGUGAACGUCAACGUUUGGGUAUCACCAUACAUAGAUCUACCUACUUCCAAUAACAUCACCUCAAAAGCCGGAUCAACUGUGUAUUUAGAUUGUUUUAUUGGCCUGGGAAAUCCGAUGCCAGCAACGAGAUGGGAAUUUAUUGCGCCGAACAGCAAUAUAACAGUUUUAACGGUUGGACAUUCCACUGGAAGUCUUAACUACGUGCUGAAAAAUAUAUCGAGAAGAAACGAAGGCACUUAUCGAUGCAUUGCUGAAAAUGAAGUUGGUGUAGACACUAUACAUAUAUAUUUAAAAGUCGUCUAAAUAAUAUUAUUUUUUUAUUGUUCAAUUUUAUUAUUAGUGUAUAAAAUGUAAUCAUUAUUUUUAUUUAGGUUAUUUAAUUAUGGUAAUAAAGUUGUAUGUAAGAUAAAAAGGC
Colias croceus (clouded yellow) is the source of this 2732-nucleotide messenger RNA. Its product is annotated as hemicentin-1-like. The record is from RefSeq and is a predicted model, not a curated record. NCBI's taxonomy places the organism in Eukaryota, Metazoa, Arthropoda, Insecta, Lepidoptera, Pieridae. Gene Ontology annotation, cellular component: plasma membrane. The transcript has 17 exons. Gene Ontology annotation, biological process: homophilic cell-cell adhesion. Bases 20 to 2620 code for a protein of 866 amino acids.